Molecule: messenger RNA, 234 nt
Organism: Brenthis ino (lesser marbled fritillary)
Lineage: Eukaryota; Metazoa; Arthropoda; Insecta; Lepidoptera; Nymphalidae
Source: the annotation of a GenBank genome assembly
AUGACAGGAGCACGAACAUUCGUGCUCAAUGAAUGCCCCCAGCAAGAUUCGAACACGCGACCGCUAGCACAGCAAGUAGGAUCACUACAAACUGAGCCAAACGUGUCGUUGAAGAAUAAUUUUUCUUUCGUAUAUGCUAAAGAUUCAUUAAAACCGAUUCACAAAGCGUAUUUACGUGAACAAAACCCUGAAAUACCUAGUGAUAUAUCCAAUCUGCAAGUCUGUUAUAGCCCU